This is a messenger RNA of Lycium ferocissimum, 2410 nucleotides long. RefSeq names its product glucomannan 4-beta-mannosyltransferase 9-like. Gene Ontology annotation, cellular component: Golgi apparatus. Bases 560 to 2161 code for a protein of 533 amino acids. Gene Ontology annotation, molecular function: mannan synthase activity. Lineage: Eukaryota; Viridiplantae; Streptophyta; Magnoliopsida; Solanales; Solanaceae. The transcript is spliced from 9 exons. The record is from RefSeq and is a predicted model, not a curated record.
UUCUCUUUCCAUGUUCUUCUCUUCUCUCUGUAAACCAUUUCUCUCCUAAUAUUUCAAUAGCCAUUAAUGCAUAGCUCUGCUAUUAUUUCUCUUUAAAUUUUUUGUUGCAGCAACAAAUAAUAAUAGAAAAAGAACACAUUUUGCUUUGUUUUUUGAGCCCAUUUCUUUUCUUGCAACACAAAAUAAAACAACCAGAAGAACCCCAUUUCCUUCCUUUCUGUUGCAAAUUUAUUUUGUUUUUUCUUUUCUCCAUUUUUCAUUUUCUGAGAAAAAAAAAUCUUUUUGUUGGAGCAAAAUAUAGUGGUUUUGAGCUAUUGUCUGUCUUUCUGACAUUCCAAUAGCAAAAUAAAAUAAAAUAAAAAAAUCUCACCUUUUUCAAGAAUCCCCUGUUUUUUCUUCUCCAUUUUCCCAAAAAAAAAAAAAUUGUUGUUGUAGCAAAAUUUAGUGGUGAGUUUGAGCUAUUGCAUGUCUUUUUUGACAUCCCAAUAGCAAAAAAAAUCUCAGUUUUUUCUGCAAAUUAAAAAAAAAAAACAUUUUCAAGAAUCCCCUGUUUUUUAAAAUGGAGAGGAUUUCAACAACAAAUUUUCUACCUGAUACAUUUUAUGGAACAAGAGAUGAUAUAACAGAACAAUUUGCUAUAAUGUGGGGACAAAUUAAAGCUCCAUUGAUUGUCCCUCUCUUAAGAAUUUCAGUGUUUUUGUGUCUUGUAAUGUCUGUAAUGUUGUUCAUUGAAAGAGUUUACAUGUUUGUUGUGAUUACUUUGGUGAAACUCUUUGGUAAAAAACCAGAGAAAAAAUACAAAUGGGAGCCAUUAAAAGAUGAUGUUGAGCUUGGGAAUUCAUCUUAUCCUAUGGUCCUUGUUCAAAUUCCUAUGUAUAAUGAAAAAGAGGUUUAUCAGCUAUCAAUUGGAGCUGCAUGUGGACUUUCAUGGCCUUCUGAUCGUAUUAUAGUACAAGUUCUUGAUGAUUCAACAGACCCUAUAACCAAGAAUUUGGUGGAAAUUGAAUGCCAAAGAUGGGCAAGCAAAGGGAUAAAUAUAAAAUAUGAAGUGAGAGAUAAUAGGAGUGGGUACAAAGCAGGUGCUUUAAAAGAAGGAUUGAAACAUUCUUAUGUGAAGCAAUGUGAUUAUGUUGCUAUAUUUGAUGCUGAUUUUCAACCUGAACCUGAUUUUCUAUGGCGUACAAUUCCAUUUCUAGUUCACAAUCCUGAGCUUUCCCUUGUUCAAGCUCGUUGGAAAUAUGUAAAUGCUGAUGAAUGUCUAAUGACAAGAAUGCAAGAAAUGUCAUUGGAUUAUCACUUCUCUGUGGAGCAAGAAGUUGGGUCUUGCACAUAUGCCUUUUUCGGAUUUAAUGGCACUGCUGGUGUUUGGAGAAUUGCCGCGAUAGAUGAGGCUGGAGGUUGGAAGGACAGGACAACGGUCGAAGAUAUGGACCUCGCUGUCCGCGCCAGUCUCAAGGGAUGGAAAUUCUUGUUCCUCGGUUCUGUCAAGGUAAAAAAUGAAUUACCGAGUACAUUGAAGGCCUAUCGUUAUCAACAGCAUCGUUGGUCCUGUGGCCCAGCCAAUCUCUUCAGGAAAAUGUGUAUGGAGAUUAUAAGAAAUAAGAAAGUGUCUUUGUCGAAGAAGGUUUAUGUGAUCUACAGCUUCUUCUUUGUUAGGAAGGUCGUGGCCCAUAUUGUUACUUUCGUAUUCUAUGUUGUGGUGUUACCUGCCACUGUAUUAGUACCUGAAGUUGAGGUUCCGAAGUGGGGAGCCGUUUACAUUCCCGCCAUCAUUACGCUCCUCAAUGCAGUAGGAACUCCAAGGUCACUCCAUUUGCUGGUAUUUUGGAUCCUAUUUGAGAAUGUCAUGUCACUCCACCGAACGAAGGCCACCCUCAUCGGCUUGUUGGAGGCAGGAAGAGUGAACGAAUGGAUCGUCACAGAGAAAUUAGGGGAUGCUCUCAAGUUAAAGUCAGCUGCCAAAGCAUUUAGAAAGCAUCGAAUGAGGCUUGGUGACAGGAUUCAUUUGUUAGAGCUUGCAGCUGGGGCAUACCUCUUCUUCUGUGGAUGUUACGACAUUGCCUUUGGGAAUAACCACUAUUUCCUCUACCUCUUCAUUCAAGCGUUCGCCUUCUUCAUCGUGGGAUUCAGUCAAGUUGGCACGUUCAUGCCCACCUCUUAGUCAGCGCUUGUGUCUGAUUUAGGGUAUGAAUCUUCAUUUUUCGCCCUUGUGCUCCCCCUCGGUAGCACCACAAAGAAGUGGCGUUUUUCAGUGGCAUCCCGCCUCUGCAGUUUCUCCUCCAUUUUCUUGUUUCCGAGUGUUUUUUUUUUUUUGUUCAUUUGUAAAAAAGAGGAAAAGUUGGUUAUUCUUUUUAGGUUGAAGCAUAAAAGUGAUUCGAGCUACGACUAGAAUCUUGUUUGUUCUGUUUGU